Messenger RNA from Monopterus albus (swamp eel), 1348 nucleotides. It is a transcript of the gene srp14, whose product is annotated as signal recognition particle 14. Gene Ontology annotation, molecular function: endoplasmic reticulum signal sequence receptor activity; 7S RNA binding. The coding region runs from base 102 to 434 and encodes 110 amino acids. Lineage: Eukaryota; Metazoa; Chordata; Actinopteri; Synbranchiformes; Synbranchidae. Gene Ontology annotation, biological process: SRP-dependent cotranslational protein targeting to membrane. The record is from RefSeq and is a predicted model, not a curated record. The transcript has 5 exons. Gene Ontology annotation, cellular component: signal recognition particle, endoplasmic reticulum targeting.
GGUUGGGACGCAGGGCGGGGCUGCGGCUUGUAUCCUACGUGUGCUUCACAGCGGUCUCCUGCGGUCAGUAGCUAACGCAACAGCAAACUGAAACCAUAGAUAUGGUGCUGCUAGAAAAUGAUUCGUUCCUCACGGAGCUCACACGGCUCUUCCAGAAGUGCAGAACAUCUGGCAGUGUUGUCAUCACGCUAAAGAAAUAUGAUGGAAGGACCAAGCCGGUGCCCAGAAAGGGCCACUCGGAGUCAUUUGAACCAGCAGAUAACAAAUGUCUUUUCAGAGCUUCUGAUGGCAAGAGAAAAAUCAGCACAGUGGUCAGCACCAAAGAAGUAAUCAAGUUUCAAAUGGCAUACUCCAACCUCCUCAGAGCUCACAUGGAUGGACUGAAGAAGAAAGAUAAGAAAAGCAAAAGCAAGAAAACUAAAGCCACCCAAUGAGCAACAGACUUUGACACAACCUUGAGUGGCUAAACCAAUCUGUACGAUCACUAGGGGAAUGGGAACGAUCUCCAUUUGGUCGUUUGCACAUACUCGGAUUUCUGCUCAUUCCUCAAGGCCUCAGAUUGAUGGUUAAUCCGCUCAGUGGCUGCUUUGACAUUAUGCCAUUCUUUGCAUGGUACUGUCUUUUCCCUGGCUGUUUAGUGCCAUCAGUGAUCUGGAGCAGAAAGUCCAACUCUUACAGGUCAACUUUACAGAAUCUCUGCCAAUCCUGCUUUGGAAACCAGGUCAUCCACAGCUGUGUUUCCACUGGAGCCAAAUCCAUGGAGUCCAGUGAAUUGCUAGGCAUCCUUAAUUAUAUUAAUGGCUCACCCGUUUUGGUUUGUUUCAGUUCAGCUAUCUUUAGGAGGUUUAAUUUUCCAUGUAUAAUUAUUUUCCUAAAGAGGCUUUUCAGCAUGACUGCUCAGAAAUGCAGAACUGACCGUGACCAAGGUAUUUUGAAUAUUGGUCAAAAGUCUCGACUUGAUAUUGGAGAUGAAAUUGUAUUUUUUAUUUUACUUUUUGGAGUAGAAUGCUGCUGUGUUCUGUUGUUUUUGAAACGCAUUCAUGCCAAAACUGAAGCCUUAAAUUCUUACACACCAAUAAAAUGUGCAGCUAGUUUCUGUUAAUGUGAUUAAUUUAAAGAUGCUGUUUCAGAGCUAUGUCUUGAAUGAGUUACAUAGCACAAGCAUUCAAAGGUGUAUUUUGACUUGCGUAUACAGAGACAAAGUAUCAGCUGUAAUACUUAAAAUUUCAUUUAUUAAACACAACUAUAAGCCAACGGUUUGCAAUGUCUCAUCUCCUGGGUCCUGGACUUGUGGAAGAGGGUUCUAGCAGAAAAUAAGUUCAGAAAUAAAGUCCUUUGUUAAAAGUCA